UUGAUAGAAAAGUGUUGGGGAAAAGUACCGUGGCUAAAAACUUCGAAAAAAUGGAAAAACUAACUGUUGUCUCUACAUUAUUCAUGAAUUUGCUGAAAAAAUAAGGAACAAACGCGAUGGAUUUGCCUCUUCUCUCCUCGAAGCCAUUUUCACACUGACAAUGGUUUGGAGGAAGGAAAAAGAUAAACCCGAUUUUCUCGCAAUUCCAUUGAAAGUAAAUUUACUCAUGGAGAAGGGAGCAGCGAGUCGGGAGUCAUGAGCACAGGUGUGAAGAAGCCUCCAUUAGCUCCCAAACCUAAACUCCCCACCACCACAACCAAACCACCUAUUGCCCCCAAACCCGGUCCGCUUUCCCAGUCCUUAGUGGUCUCCCAGACCUCCCCAUCCACUCUCAAGAGGCCCAAACCAGCUGUUGCCCCCAAACCAUGCCUUCCCAAAUACGCCGCCUCCGCUCCGUCUGUCUCAGCGCUGCCUCCCAAACCCACCAAACCCCUUAAUCUCUCCCAGGAGCACCAACGGGCUUCUGAUGACAACCUGUGUCAUCUCAACUCCAAGAAUGGGAUUUUCCCGGAGACCUGCGGACGUGAAUCGGAUUAUAUUAUUUCCACCUGUUCCUGUGACGGGCUCGAGGACUGCUCGCAGGAAAACGAAAAUCCAGCCGAGGCCGGAGCUGACUUCGAGCCAGAGGCGUUGCAGAACGGCGUUUACACAGAGGGAAUGCCGAAAGAAGGAGGGGAAAACCAGGAGAGGGCAACAGCCGUUGAUAAGGUUGGGCGGAUUAGCAAAAAGCCAAGGGAUAAACCUCAGAGACAGAGACACUUAGACCGGGGAUUGGCUAACAAAGAGAGGACCGAGGAGCGGAGGGAGGAGGAAAAACAUGAAGUAGAAGCUGUUGCAGAGGCUGUUGUUUCACAUGAUGCAACGCUGACGGAGGCACGAAGGACAGACCUGACAGACUCUACGUCAGCCUGUGAUGUUGCAGGCAACAUCAACGUCUUGACAAAUAUCCCUUCUCAUGAUCCCUCUGCAGCAUAUGUCAGUAAUUCAUCUCUGUUCCAGUCUCAACCCGAUCUACAAGUCCCUGCUGCUCCCAGUAAGCCUCUCCCUGUCCCCCACCCACGUAAACUCAGAAAGCCAGCCCUGGUGAGGCAGGAUGGAGUGGAGGGUGGUGUCCAGGAUCAGGUGGCGGAGGAUCAAAAUUCAGGGCAUGAAAUGCAGGAAGCUGAGGGAAACCUGAGUCUGCCUGGUCUUCCUCUCAGGUCAAAGGGUGAGGAGCUCAAACGGGACACGUGUGAGGACUCAGAAACCCUGACAGAUUUGUGUUUGGGACAUUUAGAGACUGACGUUCCUGUGCCGCCUCCCAGACAGACCUCCCUCUCGCCCUGUCUACACAGAACUGUCUACUCUCCGCUAAAUAAAAACACCUCCUACUCCUUAGAUCUGCUGUCCCAGCCCGACUGCGAGAGCCUGCAGGUGGAGAAGCAGCAGCUGCAGGAGGACGAGGAAGACGUGUACGGUGACUUUGAGCGGUACCCGAUAACUCACAGCCUCCCCAAACAGAUCAGACUGGGCUCCCCCCCUCCGAUGGCCAGUAGCAGGAGAUCCUUCUCCAGUGAGGAUCAUCAGUCACCAAGGUCACCGCCGAGGAAGCCUCAGAGGCACAGCCUGCCCGCACCGCCCCCACCCUCCAUCUGCCCGCCUGCUCCUCCACAUGCCAGCACCCCGAUGAGGGAGCUGCCCGCACCUCCUCAAGAGAAAACUGCCUGGCGCUUCGCGCGACCUUCUGUGACUUUUUUCAGCCGACAGAUGCCCACCAGGAGUAGCGUGCCGCCAAAAGGCCGGGCCCCUUUGCUGGGGGGCAAGCAGAGGGCCCAGUCCUUUUCUGCGGCCGACCUGGCAACCCGGGCCAGCUCUCAAAAGAGGAUCCUCUCCUUCCGCAAGCUGCUGGAGCUCCGGCUGUCCGUGAAGAUGCUGCCGAAGCUGCUGGCCAAGGGGGGGCAGUCCUUGGACUGUACCAGCAUGGAUUCAAACGGGGGGGGCGAGAGCCUGGUGAGGCCCAGCAGCUGCAUAGAGGAUGCCAGUAUUUGUGGAGACGGUGUGGAGGAAUCGAGGGAGUAUGAGAACAUGCCGUUGUAUGAGGUGAUCCCGGAGUACAUGAACCUGCCGUUUCACAGCGCCAGGCCGGGGUGGUCACAUGAUCUGGAGGACGCAGAUUCAGACAUCUACGAAGUGCAGGACCCCUGUCACGGAUGCCACGAGUAUGAGAGCGGCUGGCCGAGGGAGGAUGUCCACUCUGAGGAGGAGGAGGAGAUGCACAGCUCAGACGAGGAGGAAAACAGCUCCACCUCCAGUAAGGAGCACCUGGACGAAGCCGACAGACAGCAGGAGGAUGAGAGGAAGAGAAAGAAGGUGGUGCACAUCGCCCAAGAAAUCAUGAGCUCAGAGAAAGUGUUUGUGGACGUCCUGAAGCUCCUGCACAUAGACUUCCGAGAUGCUGUUGCCAAGGCGACUCGACAGAACGGGAAGCCGGUGGUGGAUGAGCGGGUCCUCAGUCAGAUCCUGUACUACCUGCCUCAGCUGUAUCAGCUCAACAAAGACCUGCUCAGGGAGUUGGAGGAGAGAGUGGCACACUGGAGCGAGCACCAGAGGCUGUCGGACAUAUUUGUUCAGAAAGGUCCGUACCUGAAGAUGUACUCCACCUACAUCCGCCAGUUUGACAACAACGUGGCUCUGUUGGACGAGCAGUGCAGGAAGAACCCUGCGUUUGCUGCAGUUGUCAGAGAAUUUGAGAUGAGUCCGCGGUGUGCAAGUCUAGCUCUGAAACACUACCUGCUGAAACCAGUACAGAGGAUCCCUCAGUACCAGCUGUUGCUCACAGAUUAUCUGAAGAAUCUUCCAGAAGACUUAGAGGAUUAUAAAGACACACAAGCGGCGCUCAGCAUCGUGAAGGAAGUAGCCAACCACGCCAACGAUAUAAUGAAACAAGGGGAUAACUUUCAGAAGCUGAUGCAGAUUCAGUACAGUCUGAACGGUCAGCAGGAGAUCGUGCAGCCGGGCCGGGUGUUUCUGAAGGAGGGGACGCUGAUGAAACUGUCCAGGAAGGUCAUGCAGCCGCGCAUGUUUUUCCUGUUUAAUGAUGCACUCAUGUACACCACUCCAGUCCAGUCUGCCCAGUACAAACUCAACAGUGUUCUGUCUCUAGCUGGGAUGAAGGUGAGUAAGCCGAGUCAGGAGGCUUAUCAGAACGAGCUGAACAUCGAAAGCGUCGAACGCUCCUUCAUCCUGUCUGCCAGCUCAGCUAAAGAGAGAGACGAGUGGCUGGAGGCCAUCGGCAAGGCCAUCGAUGACUACACCAAGAAGAAAAUCACUUUUAUAUCAAGUCGAAGUCAGGAAGAGGCGGAGGGCGUUGUCGAUAGUGGAGCUCCUCUAGGAUCCAAAGCUCCAAUCUGGAUCCCUGACCUGAGGGCCACCAUGUGUAUGAUCUGCACCUGUGAGUUCACUCUUACCUGGAGGAGGCAUCAUUGUCGCGCCUGUGGAAAGGUGGUGUGUCAGGCCUGCUCAGCCAAUAAGUACUACCUGGAGUACCUGAAGAACCAACCGGCUCGUGUGUGUGAUCACUGCUUUGCCAAGCUGCAGGAGAACAGCGACCGCUGUGCUUCAGCAUCAACGUCUCCAAUCAAACCUGGAGCGUUCUCCUUCACCCGGAAACAGAAGAAGAUUCCUGCAGCACUAAAGGAGGUGUCUGCAAACACAGAAAACUCCUCCAUGAGUGGCUACUUAAACAGGUCAAAGGGCAACAAGAAGCAGUGGAAGAGGCUGUGGUUCGUCAUUAAGAAUAAAGUCCUGUACACCUACGCUGCCAGUGAGGACGUGGCGGCGCUGGAGAGCCAGCCUCUGCUGGGCUUCUUCCUGCGGGAGGAGAAGAACGGCCCGGCCCAGAAGCUCCAGUUCAAGCUGUAUCACAAAAACACGCUGUUUUAUAUCUUCAAGGCUGACGACAUCCCCACAGCACAGAGAUGGAUCGAAGCCUUCCAGGAGGCCAUGAUUCUUGAACAGUAGUCACGUUGAGGCAGUGAAGAGGAUCUGAAUGGACGUCCAGGGUCGGCCGAUGGACCACAUCCAGGUUCAGCAGCUCAGGAAGGAUCCAGGUGGGAGGGAUUCCAAACUGAACGCAGAAGCAUGACUGCUUUCCCCGCAGAGACGUUUCAAACCAACUGCAGCUUCUGAUGUUAUUCUUUCGGACUGAGAUCGUAGCUAAGACUGGGUCAGAGGUCAACUCCAGGAGCGUGUGUGAAUGUGCAGGAGAUCUAUCUUUGGAGGUUUGGAAAUGAUUCUUAAAGGCUUUCAGGUGUGUGGAACCAUUUUUGACCCACAGGAUUUUAAACACGGUUCCUUCAGAACGAUUUUAGCAGAGUUUAUAUAACAAAGCAGGAUUUUACUGUGAAAAUCAGGCACAGAAACAGGAAGUUGAUCACCUGUUGUUCGUGUUCGUCUUUUGUUGAAAGAUUUUACACGGAGAAGUUUUCAAAAGUUUCAUUAUCAUCAUUUAAAAACAGACAUCCUGGAUACGACUGGAACGAUCACACAUCCUAUAGAUAUAAACACAGCAUGAACGUUUUUAGCCUGUUUAACCAAACCAGAAAGGGUUAACAGGAAAUAAAUGCACAUAAAAGUACACCGCUGAUCUGUUUUUUUCUUGUUUUUUCAAAGAUGAGAGCUAAUAUUUAUAAGAUAUGAAGAUUUAUUGUUGGAAAAGCGCAGGCUGCCACGUAUUUAGAGUCAGAGUUGUUACAAAAAUGAUCAAAGUCAUUAUUUGACUUUUGUUUGUUUGGGUUGUUUUUUACAAGUAAACACUGUGGAAAGUUGUCAUGAAUUGUAUUUCUUAAGUAAUGCUCAGCAGACAAAAACAUGUAAAAAACUCAUUUUCUUUUACAGACAUUGAGCCUUGUUCUGUUUUGAGAAAAAAUGAAAUGUUUUGUGUUUCGGUAUCAAAUGUCGCAUCAGCUCAUUUUCUUGGUACUCCGAUGUUACGACCCAGGCUGCCUACAGCUGUAACGUCAGAUGUUAUACAUUAAAAUGAACAGAAGCUUCUUGAAGUUUCAGAAGUCUGUAAGGAUGCUGAUUUAGAAACCCUAAAUUCAUACCGUGUGUGGCUAAACAAAUGCUCGUCGUUAGACCUGUUCGGCCAUCUCUGAUGAUGAGAAGAAAAUCUGCUGCAGUCUGAAGCAUUUCUCCAUGAUUGUACGUUAACACUUGUAAACACUCUGACCUAGUCUCUUUUGAACAGCAUUUUUAAACUGUCAGGCAACAGUUCCUAAUAAAAUAUCUGUAAAUCA
Messenger RNA from Nothobranchius furzeri (turquoise killifish), 5336 nucleotides. RefSeq names its product FYVE, RhoGEF and PH domain containing 6 (gene fgd6). Lineage: Eukaryota; Metazoa; Chordata; Actinopteri; Cyprinodontiformes; Nothobranchiidae. Gene Ontology annotation, cellular component: cytoplasm. The record is from RefSeq and is a predicted model, not a curated record. Gene Ontology annotation, molecular function: guanyl-nucleotide exchange factor activity; metal ion binding.